This is a messenger RNA of Vombatus ursinus (common wombat), 1025 nucleotides long. RefSeq names its product HLA class II histocompatibility antigen, DM beta chain. Gene Ontology annotation, biological process: peptide antigen assembly with MHC class II protein complex; immune response; positive regulation of T cell activation. Gene Ontology annotation, cellular component: late endosome membrane; MHC class II protein complex; lysosomal membrane. The transcript has 6 exons. Lineage: Eukaryota; Metazoa; Chordata; Mammalia; Diprotodontia; Vombatidae. Gene Ontology annotation, molecular function: MHC class II protein complex binding. The record is from RefSeq and is a predicted model, not a curated record.
GGGACUUUGACAUUCGGCUAGGGUAAAAAGGUUCAGGAUUGAGGAGAACCAGCCUAGAACUUCAAAACAUUACUUAGCCUGGCCUGAGAAGUCACUUGUUUGCUUUGGGCCGUUCAGACCCUCAAACUCAGGAUCAUCUGCAAAGCUCAGGGUGGAAGCAUUGCUCCAAACUCUAGAAAAUCAAAUCCAUUGCAAUGCUCAAGCAAAGAAUGAGGUUACUCCACCUACUACUACUGGGCUUCAGCCUGGGUUUUUCAGGAGCAGCAGGGGGCUUUGUGACCCAUGUGGAGAGUGGCUGUAUACUGGAUGAAGAAGGAUCAGUAAAGGACUUCACAUAUUGUAUCUCCUUCAACAAGGAUGUGUUGACCUGCUGGGACUCAGAGGCUAACAAGAUGGCCGCCGUUGAUUUUGGGGUGCUGCAUCCAUUAGCCGAAGAGCUUUCUGAAAUCCUCAGUAACAGAAGUGAUUUUAUGGACCAUAUGAACAAAGGACUCCAGGACUGUGCCAGUCACACAAAGCCCUUCUGGGGAUCAUUGACCCAAAGGACACGGCCACAUCAGCAGGAUAGAAGCCCCAUACAUAACAAGCCAGCAUCACUGACUCCCUUGUGUUGAAUGGUGUGGUCUGGGCUACUUGCACUGAUGGUGGCCAUUUUGUGGUUGAAGAAUGGGCAGCCUAUCCCAAACAGUGGCAUCCAGAGGGCUGUACAAUCCAAUGGGGACUGGACUUAUCAGACACGAUCCUACUUACCCCUUACCCCCUCUAGUGGGGAUAUUUACACUUGCCAUGUAGAGCACAGUGGAACUUCCCAGCCUAUCUUGCAGAACUGGACACCUGGCCUCUCUCUGAAGCAGAUAAUGAAGAUCUCUGUAUCUGUAUUGACUCUGAGCCUCGGCCUCACCCUCUUCGUCCUUGGCCUGGUUGCCUGCCGAAAAGCUGGCUUCUCUGACUACACUCCUCUCUUGGGGUCCAAUUAUCCUGAAGGUAGAAACUUCUCAUAAAGGCUGAUACUCUGAAGCCUCAGC